UGCUACUGUCACUGGCUCCUGGGGCUCCCGGGAAGCCGCGAGUUUCCGCAGGGAGGCGGCGGCAGCAGCUGCGGCCGGGCCGGUCUGCAGUCUGUGCUGAGCCAACACUACUCACAGUGAAAGUGAUGCCUGUUCUCCAUUGGCACAAAAUGAGCGUGAGGUGGUUAGCCAGACCAGGAGCUCACCCUCACACAGAGUCCAGCCUACUGCUCUGAUGCCGAAGGGGAGGCAGAAAGUGCCACACUUGGAUGCCCCCCUGGGCCUAUCCACCUGCCUCUGGCUUGAGUUAGCCGGGCUCUUCUUGCUGGUUCCCUGGGUCAUGGGCCUGGCAGGGACAGGUGGGCCUGGGGCCCAGGGUCCAGGGGGGCUAAGCUGGGCCGUGCAUCUGGACAGCCCGGAAGGCCAGGGGGAGGAAGAGACCCUGGAGCAGCAGGCAGACGCCUUGGCCCAAGCAGCAGGGCUGGUGAAUGCUGGACGCAUCGGGGAGCUCCAGGGGCACUACCUCUUCGUCCAGCCGGCUGGGCACUGGCAGGAGCAGCAGGUGGAGGCCGCCCGGCAGCAGGCGGAGGCUGUGUUAGCCAGGCAUGAAGCUGUGCGCUGGCACUCAGAGCAGAGGCUGCUAAAGCGGGCCAAGCGCAGCGUCCACUUCAAUGACCCCAAGUACCCACAGCAGUGGCACCUGAAUAACCGGCGGAGCCCUGGCAGGGACAUCAACGUGACAGGUGUAUGGGAGCGCAAUGUAACCGGGCGAGGGGUGACCGUGGUGGUAGUGGAUGACGGCGUGGAGCACACCAUCCAGGACAUUGCACCCAACUAUAGCCCUGAGGGCAGCUACGACCUCAACUCUAAUGACCCUGACCCCAUGCCCCACCCGGAUGUGGAGAAUGGCAACCACCACGGCACGCGAUGUGCAGGAGAGAUCGCCGCUGUGCCCAACAACAGCUUCUGUGCAGUGGGAGUGGCAUAUGGGAGCCGCAUAGCAGGUAUCCGGGUACUGGAUGGACCCCUCACAGACAGCAUGGAGGCCGUGGCGUUCAACAAGCACUAUCAGAUCAAUGACAUCUACAGCUGCAGCUGGGGACCAGAUGAUGAUGGAAAGACAGUGGAUGGCCCCCAUCAGCUUGGAAAGGCUGCCUUGCAACAUGGGGUGAUGGCUGGCCGCCAGGGCUUUGGGAGCAUCUUUGUGGUAGCCAGUGGCAAUGGGGGCCAGCACAACGACAACUGCAACUACGAUGGCUAUGCCAACUCCAUCUACACCGUCACCAUAGGUGCUGUGGAUGAGGAGGGACGGAUGCCUUUCUAUGCAGAGGAGUGUGCCUCCAUGCUGGCAGUCACCUUCAGUGGUGGGGACAAGAUGCUCCGGAGCAUUGUGACCACCGACUGGGACCUUCAGAAGGGCACAGGCUGUACUGAGGGCCACACAGGGACCUCAGCCGCAGCCCCUCUGGCAGCUGGCAUGAUAGCCCUAAUGCUGCAGGUGCGGCCCUGUCUCACAUGGCGUGAUGUCCAGCACAUCAUUGUCUUCACAGCCACCCAGUAUGAGGAUCGCCGUGCAGAGUGGGUCACCAAUGAGGCAGGCUUCAGCCACAGCCACCAGCAUGGAUUCGGCCUCCUCAAUGCCUGGAGACUCGUUAAUGCAGCCAAGAUCUGGACAUCUGUCCCUUACUUAGCUUCCUAUGUCAGCCCCGUGUUAAAAGAGAACAAGGCAAUUCCGCUGUCUCCCCGUUCCCUGGAGGUCCUGUGGAAUGUCAGCAGGACGGACCUGGAGAUGUCGGGGCUGAAGACCCUGGAGCAUGUGGCAGUGACAGUCUCCAUCACUCAUCCACGACGUGGCAGCUUGGAACUGAAGCUGUUUUGCCCCAGUGGCAUGAUGUCCCUUAUUGGUGCCCCCCGCAGCAUGGACUCGGAUCCCAACGGCUUCAAUGAUUGGACCUUCUCCACUGUGCGAUGCUGGGGGGAAAGAGCUAAAGGCACUUACAGACUCGUUAUCAGGGAUGUAGGGGAUGAGACGUUCCAGGCCGGCGUCCUCCGGCAAUGGCAGCUGACCCUGUAUGGCUCUGUGUGGAGUCCGGUAGACAUCAGGGACAGACAAAGGCUAUUGGAAAGUGCCAUGAGUGGUAAAUACCUGCACGAUGGCUUCACUCUGCCCUGCCCCCCUGGGCUGAAAAUUCCUGAGGAAGAUGGCUACACCAUCACCCCUAACACCCUCAAGACCCUGGUGCUGGUAGGCUGUUUUACCAUCUUCUGGACCAUUUACUACAUGCUGGAAGUAUACUUGAGCCAGAAGAAUGUGGCCUCUCACCCAAUUUGUAGGAGUGGACCCUGCCACUGGCCCCAACAAAGCCGAAAAGCCAGGGAAGAGGGGACAGAACUAGAAUCGGUGCCACUUUGCCACAGCAAGGAUCCAGAUGGAGUGGAGACAGAGCAUGAGGGCCCUCCCACCACCUCUGGUCUCCUUACCCCAGACCUGCUGGAUCAAGGGGACUGGAGCCAGUGCCAGAACAGAAGUGCCCUGGACUGCCCUCAUCAGCACCUACCCCCAGACCUGUUGCAGGGGAAGGAGGAACAGAUGUGUUGACCCAGGGCCUGACAGACUCAACAUGGAACAGGCUCUUCCUUCCCAAAUUUGGGGAAGCUUGGAAAACUGCUCCGAAGUCUUGGGAGCUCUGGGAAAAAAGCAGUCCUGAUGCUUAUAUCUGGAAUCCAGAGGGCUAAAGAGCACCCUCUGAGUACACUCAGGGAAGGCAAUGGCCUUCUUAAGGUGCAAGUGGCAGAACAACAGUGCCACAGAACAGUGUGGCAACUUCAGGAUCUUCCUCCAACCAAACAGGAGCUUUUGGUGAGAAGGUCUUGGACAAGGGAUUGCCUCCCCUCUUUGGGCAAGCCUCCAUCCUCCUUUCUCCUGGGCAAGCCAGUGGGAUGGAUCAUGGGGACCCUCACCCACGCAUAGGUGAGAAGGUGCCUGCCAUAGCCAGAAGAGCAUCUCAACAGAAACAUCACUGGGGCCGCUUGGGAAGAGGGCUAAGGGGUAGAGGCUGGGAACAGCCCCUGGCUAUGCCUGUCCUUCUAAUGACCCAGGGCCCAAAAACAGCAAACUUUUCUUCUCUCUCCCUCACCUUCCUGCCUAAGCUUUGGACCUUGGACAUAUUGGUAUGGCAAUCAGCUCUCAGCCCGGAAUUCUUGCCCUAAAAGCAGCUCCCUCCAUUAUCCCUGAUCCGAAGCCAACCUUGAACACACCCCUGACUCCUUCGCCAUCACCACCCUCCUUCAUCCUGAAGGAUCGGUACGAUGCUCCCGGCAAAGCUGGGGAUGGGCGC
Molecule: messenger RNA, 3317 nt
Organism: Ceratotherium simum simum (southern white rhinoceros)
Lineage: Eukaryota; Metazoa; Chordata; Mammalia; Perissodactyla; Rhinocerotidae
Gene: PCSK7
Product: proprotein convertase subtilisin/kexin type 7
Biological process (GO): protein processing
Cellular component (GO): Golgi membrane; trans-Golgi network
Molecular function (GO): serine-type endopeptidase activity
Source: RefSeq, a predicted model, not a curated record